AUGGGUGAUAACAUGAACUGGUUUGUUGAGAUGACCCACAAAUUUUUGGUCCUGUUGUCUGAGCAGGCGAAAACUGCGCACGGUACUUUAAUUAAAACAGCAAAUUACCAGGAAAUGUUGGACGACAUAUCAUCAUUGGCUGGGAGGAGACUCAACGUCACACAACUAACCUCUAAGUACUUUUGCCUGCAAAGAGUAUAUCAAGCAUGGCGGAAAUUGCUACAACACAUGGGGUUCAGGUGGGAUCACGGGUCGCAAAGUCCAACGUGUCCCGUAGAGGUUUGGGAAGAAUAUGUGAAGCAAAACCCACUGGCGCAACAAUUCUACCAUAAAGGACUUCCUCACAAGAACCUUUAUGAAAUCAUAUUUGAGAAGCAAACUGCCAUUGGGAGAUAUGUGUACAACUCUACAUCUCAACUGGUGGAGACCUCCAGUUAUUCCAAUCAGGGCGCGGUUCUCAUGGAUGAUAGUGACUUUGAACCUAAUCCAAAUCGGACGACAGGGGAAAAAUAG
Molecule: messenger RNA, 513 nt
Organism: Pistacia vera
Lineage: Eukaryota; Viridiplantae; Streptophyta; Magnoliopsida; Sapindales; Anacardiaceae
Product: L10-interacting MYB domain-containing protein-like
Exons: 2
Coding region: 1-513 (170 amino acids)
Source: RefSeq, a predicted model, not a curated record